This is a messenger RNA of Cygnus olor (mute swan), 1792 nucleotides long. RefSeq names its product Rab geranylgeranyltransferase subunit alpha (gene RABGGTA). The record is from RefSeq and is a predicted model, not a curated record. Gene Ontology annotation, biological process: protein geranylgeranylation. The transcript is spliced from 16 exons. NCBI's taxonomy places the organism in Eukaryota, Metazoa, Chordata, Aves, Anseriformes, Anatidae. Gene Ontology annotation, molecular function: zinc ion binding; protein binding; Rab geranylgeranyltransferase activity. Gene Ontology annotation, cellular component: cytoplasm; Rab-protein geranylgeranyltransferase complex. Bases 53 to 1663 code for a protein of 536 amino acids.
GCCCGCCGCCGCUCCGGCCCGGCCCCGGCGCCUCUCGCUGCUCCCCGCCGCUAUGCACGGCCGCCUCAAGCUCCGCCCCCCGGACGCCGCGCGCCGCCGGCAGCGCGAGGAGAAGCUGCGGCGCUACCGCGUCGCCAUGGCGACGCUGAUUGACAAGCGGGGGCGGGGCGAGCUGGACGCGGAAGUGGUGGAGCUGACGGGGGCGGUGCUGGCGGCCAAUCCCGACGUGGGCACGUGCUGGAACCUGCGGCGUCGCGCGCUGGAGCUGCUGGGCGGCGAUUGGGUGCCGGGCGAGCUGGCCUUCGUUGGGGGCUGCCUGGGGGUGAACCCCAAGUCCUACGGGGCCUGGCACCACCGGCGCUGGGUGCUGCGGCACGCGCCCCCUGACCCUGCCGCCCAGCGCGCCUUCUGCGCCCGCCUGCUGGACGCCGACCCCCGCAACUUCCACGCGUGGGAGCACCGCCGGGCGGAGGCCGGGGGCGAGGCGGAGGCCGAGCUGGCCUUCACGGCGGAGCUGCUGGCCCGCGACUUCUCCAACUUCUCCGCCUGGCACCACCGGGGCCGGCUCCUGGCCGCCGGCCCGCUGCCCCCGGCCCGCCUCCGCCAAGAGCUGGAGCUGGUGCAGAACGCCGUCUUCACCGACCCGCAGGACCAGAGCGCCUGGGUCUACCUGCGCUGCCUGCUGGCCCGCGCCACGCCCCCGCCCCGCCUCCUGAGCCUCCACGCCGACCUGGAGAACGGCACGCUGGCCGUCGCCUUCUCCCGCCCCGUCAUGGUCGCCCCCGGGUCCCUGGAGGCCGCCCUGGAGGACCAGCCCCUCCCCGGGCCCUGGCGCCCUGCCGAUGGCCGCCCCCGCCCCAGCUGCUUCUGGCUCUGCAGCCUGCCCCCCGGCCUGGCCACGCCCCCUGCCCACCUCCACGUCGCCUGGCAACAAGGCCCCGCCCACUGCGAGGUGAUGCUCCGCCCAGGGGAAACUGAGGCGUGGUGGCAGGAGCCAAUCGCGGCCCGGGAGCUGAUCUGGCCGGAAGUGGGCGUGUCCGACCCCGCGGUGCUCUCGGAGCUGGCCCAGGCGUGCCGGGAGCUGCUGGAGCUGGAGCCACGCAGCCGGGGCUGCCUCCUGACCCUGGCGCUGCUGCUGGGCGCCCUGGACCCGCGGGCGCACCGCGACGAGCUGCGGCAGUGCUUGCGUGCCCUGCAGGAGGCAGACCCGCUGCGGCGCGGCUUCGUGGCGGACGUGGCCUCGCGGGCGGAGGUGGCACUGGAGGUGCUGCGGGAGGGGGCGGAGCCUGGGGAGCUCCGCCUCCAGGAUAAGGCGCUGACGUCACUGCCCCUGCUGGAGCACGCAGCCCUCGCCACCCACCUGGAGCUGGCCCGGAACGAGCUGGGGGCGCUGCCCCCGGGGCUGGGGGGGCUGCGGCGGCUGCAGGUGCUGGACGUGUCCCAUAACAAGGUGCAGACCCUGCGGGGGCUUCCACCCCUCCCGCGCCUGGAGGAGCUGCGAUUGGACGGCAACCCUAUAAGCCACGCCUCCGACCUGGCCCCAUUGGCUGCCUGCCCCCGCCUGGCUCGCCUGCGAUUGGCCGGGACGCCGCUGGCCGCCGCCCCCGAGGCUGCCGCCCAGCUGGACAAGCUCCUCCCCCACGUGGCUGUCGCCCUCGCCUGAUUGGACGGCUCCGUUUGCUCCGUCCCCUUUGUCUGGACCUGGCUCCACCUCCCUUGGGCUCUUAAAGGGGCAGGCGCCCCAAUAAAGUGACAUCACGGGGACGUGGCUCAUGGCCCCGCCCAGGCACCA